Drosophila virilis is the source of this 5646-nucleotide messenger RNA. RefSeq names its product shroom (gene Shrm). Gene Ontology annotation, cellular component: adherens junction; cortical actin cytoskeleton; apical plasma membrane. Gene Ontology annotation, molecular function: actin filament binding. The record is from RefSeq and is a predicted model, not a curated record. Gene Ontology annotation, biological process: cell morphogenesis; actin filament organization. NCBI's taxonomy places the organism in Eukaryota, Metazoa, Arthropoda, Insecta, Diptera, Drosophilidae.
CCAGUGUCAGUCCACUUUUGGCUCUCGUAUCGUGCAGUUAGCAAGCAAAAAAGUACAUGCCGCGUUCAUUGGCCGCGCGUUACGUGUCUGUGUGUCUAGCUGAGUCGCCAAAAUGCUGGCAACAAGGUGUUAAAACAAUUUCAACAUUCACAUAAUAAUCAUAAUAGUAAUAAUCGCUGCAACAACACAAAAAAAAAAAAACACCAAACACCAAACGAGACGCAACGAAAACUUCCAAAAUCCCAGCAGCAAUUACUUAAAUGAAAAUGCGAAAUCAUAAAGAAAACGGAAAUCAUCAGCAGAGCUCAGCCACGACGACAGCAACAGCAACAGCAACAACAACUGCGUCGGCGAUGGCAACAGCAACCGCGACGUCGACGACGACGACGACGGCGACAAUGCCACUGGAGAACUCCAAAAUGGACAACGCCAAUGGCAACAGCCACAACAGCAAUGGGCAAGCGGAUAAGCUGUCUGUGUCCAAGCUGUUGCUGCCCGCACUCAAGAACGGCUCAAAGGAUGCAAUUCAGGCGCAGUCACAGUCGCAGUCACAGUCACAGUCGCAGCGAAGGCAACAGCAAUUCACGCCCCUCUCCGUAUCGGAUGCGGCGAGCAAUGCCAGCUUCAGUUCCGCAUCAGUCGCCGGCUCUAUACAGGAUGACAUGCAGUCGCCACCCACGCAGCAGCAGCAGCAGCAGCAACAAUUGCUGCCGCAGCAACAGCAACAGUCGCUGCAGCAUUUGGAUCAGUGCGGUCUGACACAAGCCGGCCUGGAGGAGUAUAAUAUACGUGCCUCGUCCUACUACGAUCAGACGACAUUCCAUCAUCAGAAGCAGGGCUCCUAUGCACAAUCCGAGGGCUAUCACAGCUAUGUGUCCAGCUCGGAUAGUACAUCGGCGACGCCGUUCCUAGACAAAUUACGUCAGGAGAGCGAGCUGCUGUCCCGGCAAUCACAUCACUGGUCCGAGAACGAUCUCUCCUCAGUCUGCAGCAAUUCGGUGGCCCCAUCGCCCAUACCAUUGCUCGCCCGCCAAUGCAGCAGUGGCAACAUUAGCAACGCCAACGGAUCCGCACACCAGCACACCCAUGCCCAGCAUCAUUCCAGCGCCAGCAAUCACAGUCCCAGCAACAACAAUAACAACAACAACAACAACAGUUCCGAGAGCACCUCAUCUACUGAGACGCUCAAAUGGCUCGGCUCCAUGAGCGACAUAUCCGAGGCGAGUCAUGUGACGGGCUACAGUGCCAUUGCCGAGUCGGUUUCCUCCUCGCAGCUGAUUGUGCACAGCUCGCGUGUGCUGACGCCCAAACGGCAUCAGAGCGAGAGCGUGCUCUAUCUGCACGACAACGAGGUGACAUCGCCGCUGCCACCGCCGCCGCAGCCACCAACCAAGCCGGGCAGCAGUUCGGCCGUUAACAACGUCAAGCAGUCGUCGCCGAUCUCAGAGGAUGUUGUGCAGCCGCUGCGCUUUCAGCAUCGCCACAGUCCCAGCUAUCCGCCGGUGCACACGUCCAUGGCACUGCAUCGCUUCCAGCAGCAGCAGCCGCAAAGCUACAAGCUGACCGCACAGAGUUCCUUGCCCGAGCUGGAGUCACCGCCAGCGCACGAGGCGCGCUCACUGCUGGGUCAAUCCCAGUCCACGGGCGAUCUGCAGCAGCCCGCGCAGCUGCUGCGUCCGGCACAGCAGCACAAGUCGAGCAUAUCGGUGACCAUAUCCAGCAGCGAGGCGGUGGUCACCAUUGCGCCACAGCCGCCGCCCAGCAAGCCGCAGCUCAACAAAUUGGAGCUGCACAGCUGCAGUGCACCGAAUGUGGCCAGCAGCAGCAGCGGCGGCAGCGCGGAGCAAUCGCCGCCGGCGUUCAUCAACGAUUCGUAUCGAAGCAAUCAUCGCCUGUUCCCGGUGAGCACCUACACGGAGCCGCUGCACAGCAACACCUCGCAGUAUGUGCAGCAUCCCAAGCCGCAGUUCAGCGCCAAUCUGCACAAGUCCGCCAAACUACCUGUGAUAACGCCCGCGGGCGCUGCGGUGCAGCCAGCCUGGCACUCGGUGGCGGAGCGCAUUAACGACUUUGAGCGCAGCCAAUUGGUGGAUUCACCCAAGUUUUCAUAUCUGGAGCCCAGCAAGACACAUCGCCUGUCCAAUCCGGCGCUUAAGGCGCUGCAGAAAAAUGCCGUUCAGUCUUAUGUGGAGCGCCAGCAGCAGCAGGCGCACAAGGAGGAGCAACAGCUGCUGCGCUCACAAUCCCACUCGCAUUCCUAUCAGGCGCUGCACGUAGAGCGCAAAUCGCUGCCCAACAAUCUGAGUCCCAUGCUCUCGGGCAUGUCCAACAGCGGCUCUGGCUCCGCCUCUGGCUCCAACUCUGGCUCUGGCUCUGGCUGUAGCUCACCUACUCCACCACCGCCGCCGCCACGCUCCCGUUCGCUGCUGCCCAAUCUGCUGCGUCGCUCCAGCUCCGCCUCGGACUAUGCGGACUUUCGUGAACAGCAUCAGCAGCAUCAUCACCACCAUCAGCAGCAGCAGCUGCAGUCCAAGCCACCCAGCAUACGCAACAUUAGCAGCGCCGAGAAGCUGUCGUUCAAUGACUGCGGCAUGCCGCCGCCGCCGCCACCACCGCGCGGCCGUGUAGCCAUGCCGGCACGACGCACCUCGUCGGCCACGGAGUAUGCGCCCAUGAGGGAAAAGCUGCUGCUGCAGCAGGCGGCUGCCUUGGCACAUCAACAGCAUCAUCCGCAGCAGCAUCGCAGCGUGCACAUUUACCAAACGGCCGUGCAGGCGCCAGAGCGGCCGCCCGAACGGCCGCCCAAGCAUCCGCAACUGCGUGUGCCCUCGCCCGAGCUGCCGCCACCGCCGCUCGGCGCUGAGCUGGACAACAGCUAUACGUUUGAUGAACCGCUGCCGCCUCCACCGCCGCCGGAAGUGCUGCAGCCGCGUCCGCCGCCAUCGCCGAAUCGACGCAACAGCUUUGCUGGCGCAUCCACGCGCCGUUCUGCCUACACUCAGCCCACGCUGGCGCCGAAGGUGCCGCCGCAGGUGCCCAAGAAACCCACCAGCUUGCGACAGCAGCUGCCUCACAAGCCACAACAACAACAAGCACUGUCCAAUGGCGGCAACGUCAAGCCCACAAAUCUGCCCACAAGCCGCAAGCGUCCGCACAAUCCGCCGCCCAUCCUGGAGAGCGUCGUUUCCACUGCCAGCGCCGCGCCGCCGCCGCUGUUGCCGCGCGCUCGGCCCACGCUCGCUGACAGCGUUAUAGCUAGCAAUCUGGAGAGCAAUCAGCAGAAACGAUCCAACUCAAAGGCCUCGUAUCUGCCGCGUCAGAGCCUGGAAAAGCUGAACAACACGGAUCCGGACCAUGGCAUUUAUAAGCUAACGCUCACCUCCAACGAGGAUCUGGUGGCGCACAACAAGCCCAGCUAUGCAGUCGGUGCUGGCAAACUGAAGUUGCCCAACAAUUUGCCGGAUGUGCUGCCGCUGGGCGUGAAGCUGCAACAGCAGCCGGUCAAGCCGCCGCCGCCGCCUAGUUCGCCCGGGGAUGUUGUUGCUCUGCGCUAUGGCUCCAAUAAUAACCUCGCAACGAAAUCGCCAACAAAUGCCACGCCCACAGCUGCAGGUGUUGGCAAUAAUACGGCCUAUGCCAUGAUCUAUGGACAGUCGCCGCAACAGCCACAGCCGCAACAGCAGCAGCAGCAGCAGCAGCAACAACGCUACUCAUCGCCUGCCCUGGGCCACGCCUACAGCAAGAGCAGAUCGCCAGCGCCGCAAUUUACGCGAUCUCAGUCGUACGAUGUAAAGCAGCAGCAGCCGGCGCACGAUCCGACGCAGUUCGUGUCCCAGUCACAUGUCGAUCUGAAGCAAGCCGUCCAUGACCUAGAGACGACGCUGGAGGAGGUGUCGCUGCCGGACACACCGCCGCUGCUCUCGCCGGCCAACUCCGACUGCAGCCUGAGCAACAGCUCCCUGGAGUGCAGUCCAGAGAAUGUGAAAAACAAUCUUAAUGGCAAUCCUGAGGCGCACAUCUUUCGCGCCGAGCUAAUUAGCACAACGACGACAGCGACACUCCCAAAGCAGCCGCCGCCGCCGCUGCCGCCCGUGAAUCGACAGGAGUCGCUGCGCGAGAACAUCGAGAAGAUUACGCAGCUGCAAUCGCAGCUGAUGUCAGCGCACCUGUGCGACUCCGCCGGAUUGCUGGGUAGCUAUGCCAAGCCGCUGAGUCCCAGCAGCACAGAGCCACCACCGACCACAGAACCGCCGCCUAGCCCACCGCCUAACCAGGAGCAGCUGGCGGAGCUGGAAACUGAAUCCAAGCCAGGCUCACCAAUGGUUGCCAACACGGAUAGUCUUAAGCUGAUGCAGCGCAGCGAGCUGGUGCUUAUUGUGAAUCCUACGCCCAACACCGCGGACAUGGCCUGCCAGACAGAGGAUUUGCUGGACAAUGAGCUGGUGGCGACGCGUGAGGAGCAGCAGACGCGCACGACGCUGCAACCACGCCAGCGUCAGGCCAUUGAACUGGAAUACGAGAAUCUGGCCCUGGAGCUGAUCAAGCAGCUGGCGCCCAACGACAAGCUCAUCGAAAUAUUGACACCAAAAAGCUACAAGCCGACGACGCAGUACGUCAACAAUUUGUACAAUCCAAAUGUCCAGCUGCGUCCGGCCAAGCGAGAUGUCGGCACCACGACGCUGAUGCGCAUGAAAGGAGCCAGCGGCACAACGACGCUGCUGGCGACAGCGGAACUCCAGGUGGUCAGCGUGGAGCUGCAGCUGGCAGAUGACACAGGCGAUGCGGAUAGCACGAAUUUAAUCAAACAGAAGCUGGAUGAGCUGAUCAAGCAGUUGAACCAAAAAAUUGGCGCACUGAAGCGCGAGCAGCAAACCAUUGUCGAUGAGUGCGCCAUCAAUGAUCAACUGGGCCUGGAUUUGCUGGCCAAAUUAACGGAGAAGGUGCGUCCCAGCGAAGCGUCCAAGUUCCGCACCUACAUCGAUGAUGUGGGUAACAUAACAAGCCUGUUGCUAUCGCUGUCGGAACGGCUGGCCCAAACCGAAUGCAGUCUGGAGGUGCGUGUGCCCAGCAGCCAGCAGGAGAAGAGCACGCUGGAAGCCAAACGCGCACGCCUCUAUGAGCAGCUGGAGGAGGCGCAGCGCCUCAAAGCGGACUUUGACAGGCGUGGCAGCAGCAUUGCCAAGCUCUUUGGCAAACAUCUCAGCGCCGACCUGUGCGCCGACUAUGAUUAUUUUAUCAAUAUGAAGGCCAAACUCAUUGCCGACGCACGCGAUCUGUCCGACAGGAUUAAGGCCAGCGAGGAGCAGCUGGGCGCGCUCAGCGAUGCGCUAGUCCAAAGCGAUUGCUAAUGCGUCUAGCUCUCACUCAAUUUUCCGUGCUGUCAACUCAAAGUUGAGAGUGGUUUGCGAGAAUUGAGCGCUGCCUCUUUAGUCGCCGGUCGGGGUAUUGUGUGUAUUAACUUAAACAUGUGCUUAAAAUUCAACCACACACACACACACUAUAAUGUAUAAAUAUUUUAUGUUCAUUUGUGAUUUUCAAUUAGCUUGUAGGUUAAACUAUAUAUCAACCGCAUAUGUGUAAGCAAUUUUUUACAUAAUUAUCAAAAGCAAAGAUAAACUGUAUGCAUUAAUAAAUAUUUUAAAGCAA